This is a messenger RNA of Hibiscus syriacus, 906 nucleotides long. Its product is annotated as phenylacetaldehyde synthase-like. Gene Ontology annotation, molecular function: pyridoxal phosphate binding; carboxy-lyase activity. The record is from RefSeq and is a predicted model, not a curated record. Bases 1 to 603 code for a protein of 200 amino acids. The transcript is spliced from 5 exons. Gene Ontology annotation, biological process: amino acid metabolic process. Lineage: Eukaryota; Viridiplantae; Streptophyta; Magnoliopsida; Malvales; Malvaceae.
AUGUGGGAUAUCAACUCACAUGACCAACUCAAGUUCAACGCUUUGGAGCAUCUGAAGGAAAGGCAUUUUAUCUUUCAAGCUAAAUAUCACAUUCAGGCAAAUAUAUUGCCAGAGGUUACUCACUGGCAGAGCCCAAAUUAUUUUGCAUACUAUCCUUCCAAUAGCAGUGUUGCUGGAUUUUUGGGAGAAAUGCUUAGUACUGGUAUCAAUAUUGUUGGUUUCAGUUGGAUUACAUCUCCUGCUGCAACUGAGCUCGAAAUGAUUGUUUUGGAUUGGCUUGCUAAGAUGCUUAAGCUACCUGAAGAUUUCCUUUCAGCAGGACAAGGUGGCAGAGUGAUUCAGGGCACGGCAAGUGAAGCUGUUCUAGUUGUAUUAUUGGCUGCCCGUGACAAUGUUUUGAGGGUGGUUGGAAAAGAUGCGCUUGAAAAGCUUGUAGUUUAUGCAUCCGAUCAAACACAUUCUUCCUUGCAAAAAGCCUGCCAGAUAGCAGGAAUCCAUCCUGAGAAUUGUAGGCUGCAAAAGGCAAACUCUUCUACCAACUAUGCACUUUCACCAGAGUUGCUGAGUGAAACAAUUUCACAUGACCUUACCAUUGGUUUCUAACUAAUUUUGAUUGUUCAGCACUUUGGGUAAAGGAUAGAAGUGCUUUGGUUCAGGCCCUCUCUACAAAUCCAGAGUAUCUGAAGAAUAAGGUUAAGUGUUGUUCUAUGUUGAGGGAAGUUUUGAUUUCAUCCAAAUCUGGAUAAGCCUUUGGUUACCUUUUUGUAAAUUGGUUGUGCACACCAGAUAUAUAAGAUAUAUUUGUUUCAGAAUGUGACCGACUCUGAACGAGUCAGGACCCUGUUUCUUAUGUACACUCGUAAAUCUUCUAAAUCAGCGGCAGCUUGUCUGCUGGAGACAUGAGGA